AUGGAUAUUUUUAAUUUAAUCAAUCUUACAAACGGGACGAAUGAAGAUCAUUCAUCUCGACAGUUACGAAGAGAGAGAGUAAUGAGAGAUCGGAAUAAUCCUAUAGAAAUUUAUUCCGAGGGCGAAUUUCGAACUCGGUAUAGAUUUUCUAAAUCUGGAUUCGUUCAUAUAUUAAAUCGUGUUGGCGACGAAAUUAGGCAUCUGGAUGGAAGAGGAUUACCAUUAACUGCCGAACAACAGUUAUUAACGGCAUUACGAUUUUAUGCCACCGGAAGCUACCAGAGGGUAGCUGGUGAUCUUAUCGGAGUUCACGUCUCUACUGUAUGCAGUAUAAAAGACUGUGAUAAAGAAUUUGAUAUAUAUAAAGAAUAUAAAGGAAUUGCUUUUUGCCCUUGA
Messenger RNA from Centruroides sculpturatus (bark scorpion), 396 nucleotides. RefSeq lists its product as uncharacterized. Bases 1 to 396 code for a protein of 131 amino acids. The transcript is spliced from 2 exons. The record is from RefSeq and is a predicted model, not a curated record. Lineage: Eukaryota; Metazoa; Arthropoda; Arachnida; Scorpiones; Buthidae.